GCAGGAGACGUGUUGAUCCGACCUGGGGGGGAAACGAGUCCAGAUCCGCUUCGUGACACGUCCUCAGACCCAGAUCUCGGGGGCUUCGCGGGACCUUUUGAUGUCAGGCGUCUGUAGACUUUUUGUUGUUGUUGUUGUUGUUGUUCAGAACAAGUACGUCGUCAGUCUCGAUCGCGUUUUAACUGGAAAUAUGGACACGAGAAGAAGCCGAGUGUAAAUACUGUUAUAUAACUUAAGUGGCCGUGGUUUCUCUGACUUGGGUCGGUCGCCUCCAAAACAAAACCGUCUUGGACGAGUGCCACGGGGUAAGGUUGGUGUUACUCGUCUUUCUGGAAGUAAAUAUUCCCAUUGCGGAUGUCUUGCAGAGGGCCCAGCAUGGUGAACAGCCAGGUGUCCAGCGUACCAUCGGCCCCCAGGUCGUGUGCGGGAUGCGGGGGAAAGAUUGCGGACCGCUUCCUGCUCUUCUCCAUGGACCGCUACUGGCACACACGCUGCCUCAAGUGUUCCUGUUGCCAAGCACAGCUGGGGGACAUUGGCACCACCUGCUACAGCAAAGGGGGCAUGAUCCUGUGUCGGAGCGACUACAUCAGACUUUUUGGGCACAGUGGGGCAUGUAGCGCUUGCGGCCAGUCUAUCCCGGCCAAUGAAAUGGUGAUGAAGGCACAGGGGAAUGUCUACCACCUCAAGUGUUUCAGCUGUGCCACCUGUAGAAACAGACUAAUGCCCGGAGAUCGCUUCCGCUAUAUCAAUGGUACCAUUUUCUGCGAGCAUGACAGACCCGGUGCUACGCUGCUCACCAGCCACCUGCCCCAACUUCAGAGCAGCUCGGUGCUGGCGGACCAGAAGGUGUGCUGAGUGACAGAAUCAACGAUUUCCACCUUCACCCAUCCUUCCAAGAAUCACUCAUCCUCGGUACACUCCUCUCAUCCACUGCUGGUGCCGGUUCAUUGUGGAUCGUCGGUGUCUCCAGUCUUUUAGCCGGCAGGACACCGCCCCCCCCCCCCAAAUACUUUAUCUCCUCUGUCGCUUUAAAUCAAAGAUGGGUUCAAGGCGUUAAAAGGACCGCAUUCAUGUUAUACUGAUGUAAAAGACGUAUGUUUGGACCACAAUGGCAAAAGCGUUUUUUAAGGGCCAAGGGAAUGUAAGAAAAUGAAGACUAAACGGCCUUCAACGGGGUGAAGAAGAAAGGUACUCAGAUGUACCGACGGGCCGUCGUUCAAAGACUGUCACAAACACUCGACAUGUGCCAGGUGGCACUUCGACCACCAGAGACGCUGUGUGUGUGGUUUGAACUGUUGGGUCUGAGCCCUUCUCUGUUGUGUAUAUGUUGAUCUGGCAUCUUAAAACUCUAUGGAUUUACUUUGAGUAUAACGGCUGUGUGGCUACCAUAGAAAGGAGAGCUGAAAUUUGUUUUUCCCUAUUGAAAGUUUUGGUGGGGGUUUUUUUCUGUAUAUUUUUAUUUCUUUAGCUUAUCAGAUUACCUGUACUGUGUGUGACAGAGAGAGAAGAGCGAGAGAUUGUGAGAGAGAGAGAAAAAUUGUGAGAGAGAGAGGGAGGUGGGGAAUCAUGUGGAGUAAAAAAAAAAUCCCAUUAAAAAGAUUGUACUGUAACGUGCCACGGAGUAAAGGGAGGUCAUUGUGAAGCCCUUUAGCCAUGUUAGAGAGGCAUUGUGGUACGUAACCUAGCGGCUGGUUGAUGUGGUGUUUUCUGUCUUUCCCCCUGUAUGGUGGAUACAUGCCUGAUUACCCCGAGGAAUGGAAUUAGGGGGCUUGAGCUCUGACCAUUUACAGAAGCAAUUAAACAUGAGCCCUGUAUCUGUGCUGCUGGAGCUCCUGGGAGGCUGAACUUUAGGCAUAUCCUGUGCCUGAGUUGCUGGGUGGCAGCCUGGCUGGCUGGCUGCCUCCUUAUAAAAAAAAAACCUAAUCUGAAAGCGGGCUAAUUAAAGGGGAGUGGCCCAGCCUGCAUCCAGGGCAUUUGAAACAAUCUGAUGUAUUUACCAUUCACCAUGCCGCAAUUAAAGCAUCGAC
Lampris incognitus (smalleye Pacific opah) is the source of this 2027-nucleotide messenger RNA. It is a transcript of the gene lmo4lb, whose product is annotated as LIM domain transcription factor LMO4-B. The record is from RefSeq and is a predicted model, not a curated record. The transcript has 5 exons. Lineage: Eukaryota; Metazoa; Chordata; Actinopteri; Lampriformes; Lampridae. Bases 355 to 855 code for a protein of 166 amino acids.